AUUUACCAUUGAUAUUUAACGUAACGUAAUGCGAUACGGAACACCUUGUGCGGAGGCUCUUACCAUCUACACCACGACAAUCGCAUGCCGCAUCGAUAGAAGGAGCGCUAGAGGAAUGUGCGCGGCGGAUACGGGAGCGCACAGCGCGCACGUCAAAGCGCGCGUCACGUGGACAGGCGCAUCGAGCUCGCGAACUCGCGAUUCGAAGGAAGCCCUGCAGCGCCGUAGCGGCGGUUUCGGGGCCGAACUCGGCCAUAUUUCCUCUCGUGGGUCCCGCUGGUAGAAGGGAGAAGGUGGUGCUGUUCCGGGCAUCGGAACUGCGAGACGUACUGUUCUUUCGAGAAGGAGAUGAGGAUCGCGUCUCGCGCGCGCGCGCCUCGUAACCGAUCAUCGUGCAGUGCAGUGUAGUGUAGUGCGGCGAGCUCAGACCCAAGCCGAACCGGACCAGAGGAUGUCCAAGGGAAGCGGCGCUCCGGCCGGCAGGCGGCCGUCGUCGCGCAACGCGAAACCCUACGACGCGAACAACUCAUUUGUAAGAAAAAUGGCAACCAAGGUAACAGAUUUUAUACCACAAUCAUCAUGGAUUAGUAAGUGGUUCAAUCCUCUGCAAGGUAAUGAGGAUGCAUUAGAUAAUAGAGAAAAUACUGAGGAAACGGAAGAUGAUAUACAACAACCUCCUAACAAGCGAUCACGUAUUUGUAUGGAUACUAUUCAUCCACCUGGCACAUUUUCUAUACAAACAAGAGCUAAAAGUGCAUUAAACACGAUUGAGCCUUCUAAGGAGCAAUAUCCUGUUCAUAAUGAGAGGGAAGAUUUUUCGGAACUCGCAACAGCUGGACCAAGUGGGAUAAGUCGUUUAAUAUCUUCGACUCCUGCAAUGCAAGCAGAUAUUAGGACUGUAACAUCUCACAAAUCUGACUUAAAUUUAGCUUCAUCAAUUAAUAAUGGAAUAAUAAAUGGAAUUGAUGAUAAUUCGGAGUCAAGUGAAAGUACCAGUGGAUGCAGUUCGCUUAUUCCACAAAUAAAUAGACAUGAAGGUCCAUCAAAUUUGUAUAAUUCAACAUUUCCCAGUAGAAGGAGACAUAUUGAUGAUAAAUUGACAUUUACUAAUCAUUUGCAAUCCCCAAGAUCCUUGUUUCUAGAUAGUAAUUCUCGUGAUACUUUAAGCAGUCGUAGACCAAGUUUUAAUGCAUCAGUUAUGACAAAUGUUCUAGACCGCGCAUCUCCUCUGUCUUCUCCUUUUUAUAGUGGUAAUAUCACUUUUGGGGGUGCAAAUGCGGCAGGUUUUUACAAACCAAAUCGUAAUCUUUUUAAUAAUUCAAGUGAGUUACAACUUAAAGUACCAAGGAGAACGAAUGUUGAAGUUAAACCUUCUAGUGCAGUAGAUGAUUCAUCGGGUAUGAGUCAAACGGCAAAGAAAAUAUUGGAAGCAUUAGAACAUUUUUCAUCACCUAUAUCUGAUGCAAAGAAAAUUCCAUUGAAAAACACAAAUAAUACUUUAUUUCCGGUAAUGAACAGAAAAAGAGCACGGGAAGAAGUAGCAAGCCCAUCUGCUAGGAUUGGCUUGCGUCAUUUGACGCGUGAAUUGACAGUACCAACCGUUCCUGAUAUAUUGAAAUUAAGAAGACGACAAAAAUUGCAAGAUACAACUCUUGCAGCUAGAAAAAUUGUUUCUUCUCGUAGUGAUCCACCUCCACCUCCACAGGAAUAUCGUUUAAGGAUGGAUGAUACCGAUAAUGAAAAGUAUCGUGGCAAACUGAAAGGCAAAUCUAAAAUAAAUCUAGAACAAGAAGAAACAGUGGCACCUUUAAAUUUGCCGAAUGUACCUCUGCCAAUAACAACAUUACCCAAUUUCAAUUUUACGCUACCAUUUCCUACUUUACAUUCUACAGAAAAAACUAUAGCAAAUAAAGAAAACACGUUUACAUUUGCUAGCCCAAUUAAAAUGCCAGAUGUUGAAAAAAAUUUGCAGUCUGUCAACAAUUACACUUUUAGUAACCCAAUUAAUGCUGAUGAUAGCACAAGUAAAACAAUUACUUCGAGCUUGUGUUCAAUAAUAGAGGAUGUUGGAUCUGCUUUUUCGUCUACCGAUGAUACAAUCACAUCUAUGCCUAAUUUUAUUUGGUCCGGUUCAUCUACAGCACCUAGAUUAAAAGCAAAAGUAAAAAACAGCAAGGAUGAUUUUGUCGAACCUUCAGUAAUGUACGAACAAAAAUCGGGAAGUGUUAUAAAUGUAUUAUGCUCUAAAUCUGACAAAAUAGAAUCUACUUUAAUUGAACAGUCAAACUCGAGAUCAACCGAAACAACAGACAAGAUAGCUAAUGCAUCUAUUAGUUCAGAUUUAGAUAUCAAGAGCACGCAUGAUGCCACAUUGUCUUGGGAGUGUAGUGAAUGUCUGAUCAAAAACAGUGGCACAGACAAACAGUGUACUGCAUGUAAGGUCGUUCGAUCAAAUCCUAAUGACAAAACUUCAUCAACGUGCUUAACAUCAACGAUAAAUACCGUCGUAAAAUCGAAACCGGUUCCAAACGAUUGCUUCGGCUCUCAAUUUAAAUUAUCUACAAACCAGUGGGAAUGUACAACAUGUUGUGUAAGAAACAAACAGAGUGAUGUUAAAUGUGUAGCAUGCUCUGCACUGAAACCAGGAAGUAAUGCAGAUGUUAUGCAGCAAACUAUCAAAUCUCAAAAUGAUCUAAUGGAGAAGUUUAAACCUGCUGAAGGAUCGUGGGAAUGUCAUGGUUGUUUAUUAAGAAAUGCCGCAAACGUUAUUACAUGUCCUUGUUGUAAUGCAUCCAAACCUACUUCCAUAAAGACCAAUCUGAAAAAGACAAAUACUGUUACAGAAUCGUCCUCGCAAAAGUCAACCGCUGCUAAUACAGAUAAUACAGCAAACACAUCACAGGAAAUAACAUCUAGUAAUUAUCAAAUAAUGAAUAAAUCAUCUAAAUUACCUACUCCCAUAAAAACAAGUCCAAAGAAGGCAGAUACUGUUGCAGAAUCAUCCUCACAGAAAUCUGGCACUGAUGAUAUAGACAACGUAGCAAUGCAAGGAACAACAUCGAGUAACGAAAUAAUGAAUAAAUUUAAACCAAGCAAAGAUUCAUGGGAGUGUUCAGGGUGCCUUGUACGAAACAACAAUUCUGUUACCACUUGUCCUUGCUGUAGCACUCCUAAACCUAAUUCUCUUGGCGAAUCGAGCAACACAAACCAGACAUCGACUAAUGGAUUUGGAGACAAAUUUAAAAAGCCGGAAGGUUCGUGGAAUUGCGAUACUUGCUUGAUACAAAAUGAUGCAAAUUCUACGCAAUGUGUGGCUUGCCAAGCUUUGAAGCCUGGUACUGUAAAGUCAAAUAAAUCUGCAUCAAGCGUUAGCUCUACUUUGCAGUUCAAGUUUGGCGUACCAUCUAACACAUCAAAUUUAGUUAAUCCAAGUAGCUUUAAUUUCGGCAUAGAUAAGGCUGAUAAUCAUAAUUCUGAUACUGCAUCUCCCUUAAAUGGGUUCAAAUUUGGUAAUACACAACAAGUAAUGCGUAACACUUCUACAAAUGCAACGACUACUUGUCUUCCAACUUUUGCUCAACCUACUUUCACAUUUUCCGAUUCGAAGGCAUUAUCUCAGUCAGCCACAAUACCAACUUUUGGCCAAGUUCCGACAUCGUCCGCCGCAUUAUCUACGAAUCUAUCAUUUGGAGAAAACAAAUCAGCUGAAAUAUCCACUCUGUCAUCUAAUAAAUCCACAAGUGAUACACCAGCUGCUACGCUCUUCCCAAUCGUGUCGAGUUCUACGUCGCUUUUCAACAAUAAUGAGUCGAAAACAACAAUGGCAUUCGGAACGAAUAAACCGGCGUUUACUACAACAGACAGCAGUAAACCAUCAGGAUUUUCCAUGCCUGAGAAAAUUCCAACAUUCGGCAGUAAUAUGCAAGAUAAUAAGCCAGCAAUCUUCGGGACGCCAGAAACGAAAUUACCCGUUGUAUUUAAUUCACCUGUGGUAAAUCCUCUACCGACCUUCGGCAUACCGUCCAGCAGCAGCGCUACUUCAUCGCUCUUUGGAUCAUCCAAUUCUACUGCUUUCGGGAACAAUACUACGCCCGCUUUCGAUGGCAUCGCAACGACACCUACUACUUUAUUCUCAUCUACCAAGCCUAGCGUCGAAACUAACCCAGUAUCGAAUUCUUCUUUAUUCAAGUUCGGAUCGACAUCAUCGCAACAAUCAGCGACAGGCAGCGGAUUUAACUUUUCUGCGAACGUUAAUUCGGCUGCGAAACCGCUCUUCACAUUUGGUAAUAAUUCAGCGCCGAGUAGUAACAAUAUGUUUGGUAGUGGUACUUUCGGAGCUAAUACCGCUUCAACAAAUACCAAUGCCAAUUUUGCAUUUAACACACCUAAACAAGAAACACCGGCGGCAUUCGGUCAAGGCGCGACAACAACUCCAAUGUUCGGUGCCCCGCAAGCAAAUCCACAGACUCAAGCAACAUCACCAUCGUUUUCGUCUACUCCUUUGUCCAAUACAGGAUUCAAUUUUGCAUCUGCAGCUCCAUCCGCUGCAGCGUCAGGAGGCUUUAACUUUGGAGGAAUGUCGUCUACAUCAACUGGAGGAUUCAAUUAUAAUCCUCCUACUACUACUCCCACCGUGGUUUUCGAUCCCAACAGUCGGCCUUCAUUCAACUUUACUAAAGGAAGCGUACCAACAGCAUUCAAUGCUCCACCCCAAUCGGCAGCACCGCAACGGAAAAUCAAAAAGGCAUUUCGAAGAUGCAUGCGGUAGAGAGCUCGUGAUAUAUAACGUUCACACACACAUACACAGGUGCGUCCCUAUAUCUAGCUGUAUAUCUGGGUGUGUCCCUGUAUGUAUGUUAAGCGUUAUACAAUAUGUAAAAUGAAAUUCUGUCAUGCAUCAAUCGAUCACAUCAGUGUGGUGGUAUAUACCAAGCAUCUUUUGUAAUAUAGUAACCCGAAGCUAACCCCCGAAUAUGCUUGCGUACAACCACUUGUGUUCUUUCUACAGAAAAAGAAAUGUAAAUUAUUUAAAUUAUACAGUAAUAAUGAAAAUAAUACCCUGGAGUUGGCAUGAAGCCAGUGAAAAUUGUGAUGCCAUUGCAUUACUAAGACCCUACCAAAAAAGAAAAAAAAUCAGACUUGGUCCGUAUGUACCAACAUACGUACUCAAUAACGUACAUAUUUACCGAAAUUGAAAAAUACCUCGAUAAAGAAAACUUAUAAUAAGCACUUAACAUGUGCAAUCGAAGAUUAAAAACUAGUGGGAGAUUGUCACCCGCUCAGGUAAGUAUAAGUCAGUCACAGCUCGUAGCACUAUUGUUUGUUUAAGCUUGAUACUAUACUUAUUUAGAAAAAAUAUAAAUUUAAAACCACAAAUAUAAAAUAAUUUUCUUAUUAAAUGUUGCACACAAUUCAGAGAGGACAGCUAAAUAUGUAUAGUUACAU
Molecule: messenger RNA, 5445 nt
Organism: Camponotus floridanus (Florida carpenter ant)
Lineage: Eukaryota; Metazoa; Arthropoda; Insecta; Hymenoptera; Formicidae
Product: nuclear pore complex protein Nup153
Exons: 8
Coding region: 452-4768 (1438 amino acids)
Biological process (GO): RNA export from nucleus; protein import into nucleus
Cellular component (GO): nuclear pore
Molecular function (GO): structural constituent of nuclear pore
Source: RefSeq, a predicted model, not a curated record